Messenger RNA from Schistosoma margrebowiei, 5887 nucleotides. Lineage: Eukaryota; Metazoa; Platyhelminthes; Trematoda; Strigeidida; Schistosomatidae. The record is from the annotation of a GenBank genome assembly.
UAGCUUUUAGUAACGAGUGCAUUUCUUGAUUACUGUUAAUGUUCCCUUUUAUGUAUUAUGGACUGUCGCAUAGGCGGCAUUCUUUUUUCAUCAAACUUCGACUCGGGAAAUCUAGCUCGUGUCGAGAAAGUCCUACGUGACCCAGAUGAACCUCUAUCAUUAUCAAUUCAAUCUAAUUCAAAACAACAACAGCAACUAGUACAGAAAACCACUAAUAAAGUUAACAGUAAUAUUUUUGGAAAUUUCGCAAUAGCAGACGUUCGAGCUGAUUACGAGUUCAGGAUGUGGAUCAAACCGGACUGCGCUGGCACUGCAUAUGCGAAUGGGAAUCGAACAUGGUUUUAUUUUUCUAUGCGCGGGUACAGUCCUGGGAAGAUUAUGCGGGCUACUAUAAUGAAUAUGAAUAAACAAUCAAAAAUUUAUAGUCAAGGCUUUUCCCCGAUUUAUCGCGUCUGCAGUCCAUCAGCAGCUCACUCUAGAUGGCAACGUAUACGUGAUAAGCCUUUUUGGGAACUAGUCAAUGGACAAUUUCUUUUAACAUUUAUACAUCGAUUCCAGGAUCCACGUGGGAGUAUUACGUAUUUUGCGUUUUGUUAUCCAUGGACAUAUAAUGAAAUGCAAACACAAUUAAAUAAAUUAGAUAGCAUAUUUCAUUACAAUAAAAAUGAAAACGUUAACGUCAAUAAUAAAAAUUUAUGCAAUAAAUAUAAUACGAUGAAGUUGAGUCAAAUAAACAAUAAUGAUAAGUCUGAAGAUACUUGCAAAACUUCACCAGAAUUAUUGACAUCAUUGAAUAUGAAUAAAACAAAAAUGAAUAAUGGUACCGUUGAUAUUACUCUGACUUCAUUUGCUCUACCUUCCUCCCUUUCCUCCUCCUCCUCCUCAUCAUCAUCAUCAUCACUAUCAUCAUCACCUUCUUCCUCAUCAUAUGAUCCAAAAUGUUUCCCAGAAAAUGAUUUAUUUGAUAAGAUUUAUUUUCAUAGAGAAUUACUUUGUUAUAGUUUAGAAGGAAGAAGAAUCGAAUUAUUGACAAUCACUGAUUGGUCUGGAUGUACUUUUGUUGAAGAGGAUCGCUUUGAUCCAUUAUUAUUUCCUGAUUUAGAUAAAUCUAGACCAUGGAAAUUUACAAAUAAAAAGGUUGUUUUUGUUAGUGCUCGUGUACAUCCCGGUGAAACACCAUCAAGUCAUGUAUUUAAUGGAUUAUUGGAAUUUUUACUACGUAUAAAUGAUCAUCGUGCAUGUGAAUUACGUAAACAUUAUAUAUUUAAAUUAAUACCAAUGUUAAAUCCAGAUGGUGUAUUUCAUGGUCACUAUAGAACAGAUACUCGUGGUGUCAAUUUAAAUCGUGUUUAUUUAAAACCUGAUUUUCUAUACUAUCCAUCAAUUUAUGCAACUAAAGCUUUAAUUAUUUAUUAUCAUACAAACUAUGGAACAUUAAAAUCAUAUGCACCAUUUUUAGAUGAUAUUUUUAAGCAAAAAUUAUAUACUACUACUACUAACCAUUUUAAAACAAACUCUGAAAAUAUUACUAUCAAAAAUACAAAUAAUCAACCUCGUAUUAUUGAUAAAUUAUCACUUAACCAAACAAUUUUUCCAUGUGAAGGUGUAAAACAGACAAAAGAGAAAAUCUUAUCUGAUUGUGAAACAAAAGAAGUAAAGUCAAUUAAGCAAUUAACUUCAGAAAAUCGUUCGAUAAAAGAAUAUUGUACAACCAUUAAACAAGAUGAAGAAAAAGAAAAAUCACAUUUAAACUUUAUGAAUGAUCAUCUGUCAACUACGUUUGAGCAACAAAUGGAUAAUCAAAAUAUCUUCUUGACAAAAUUAUUUGAUACUGGAUUAUCAUCAUCAAUAACAUCAAACUCACUGUCAAAAGCAGAUAGUCUUGCAGAAAAAAAUUUAUCUUCUAAGUAUUUAUCACCUAUUGAACGUAUGUUUACUAGUUCCAGUUCAACAAAAAAUGAUGAAGAUACAUCGAUUGUUCAUCGGGUCAACUUUCCUAUUGCUGACACUGAUAAGAAUUCAAUCACUAAUCAAUGCGAUACAGAUUUAAGAAGUACUUCAAAUUAUUUUCAUACUAUUACUGAAACGAAUAAUUCACCACAGAAAACAUUAUCACGAUUAAACUAUUCAACGUCAAUUUCAACACCAUCUCAUAACACUGAAUUAAAUAAAAAAGUUUAUAAAAAUGUAAAACCUUUAAAACUAACUAGACUUCCAGUAACAUGUAAUACAGAACUUGAUUCUCAAAAAUCUCUUGAAGAUUAUCAUGCAGCAUCCCGAACUCAAUAUGCAAUAUCAAAAACAAGUAAUUUAGUACCAUUAGUUACAAAACUUACUACAUCAACACUAAAUUCCAAUGUUGCAAAACAUUCAAGUUUAGAUGAUGGAAUAUCUAAGAGAUUAAGUAACCAAUAUAGACAUAGAACAGUUGAACAAAAAACACUAAAUCAAUCAAAUUACAUUUCAUAUUUUGAUAAAAAUAAACGCCGUUCAACAUUAAAAGUUGAUUAUCUUCCUUAUUUUUUAAUGAAAUGGAAUAGACCAUAUGAAAAACCCAUAACAACCAAAUAUUUUACAAAAUUAACUUUAGAAAAUUUAAACAUUGUUAAUACACAAAUAAAUUUAAAUAAUAAAAAUGAAAGAAAUGCUAAACAACAACAAUUGGAAUCAAUCAACACUAUGUAUUCAUCUAAUAAAUUUAAAUCUUAUUUAAAACAUGAAAAAAUAAAAAAACGAAAAAUUAAUUUUAUAAAUGAAAAUACUUCAAUAUUGAAUGCAAAACAGACUACUUAUAAUAAUAAUAAUAAUAAUAAUAAUAAUAAUAAUAAUAAUAAUGAUAUAAUGACUACACUUAUCCCAUUAGAAGAUACUAUAGAAUAUGAUUACAAUUACAAGAUUAAUACAAAUAAAUUAAUUGAAAAAGACAGUAUGAUAAUAAAGUCAACAAAUCAUAUAGUAAAUAAUAAUAGUAAUCAAAUGGAGAAUAUUUCUAAUGAAGAAAUUAAACAAUUAAUCAAUGAAGAAUUUUACAGUUACGAUACAUCUCAUUCUAUUUUAGGCAAUGAAGGAUCAGAUUCAGAUGGAGAUAAUUACAAUGAUAUAGAAAGAACCAUUAUUGAUGAAGAUUUAUCAAUCAAUCCAUAUUAUGUAUCAAUCUUAGAAUCUAUUGAACUAUUAGUUAAAAAAGAAAAGAAUCAAACAAUCGAUUCAAAUGAAAUUAUUAAUUCAAUAAAUAUCAUAAAUAAUCAUUUAAAUAUAAAUGAAUUAAAUAGAAUUCAAUUAUUAAAAGAACAAUUACAACAACUUAGAAAAGCUGAUCAUUUAUCGGAUAUUGAUUAUUUAUAUUUAAAUCAAAAUGAUGAUAAUUCUGUUGUAUUUUAUUUUGAUUUACAUGGACAUUGUACAAAACGUGGUUGUUUUCUUUAUGGAAAUUGGUUAGAAAAUGAAAAUAAAAUGGUAGAUAAUGUUUUAUAUGCUUUAUUGGUUGGAGUAAAUUCAAUCUACUUUGAUUUCGAUUCAUGUAACUUUAGUUUACGUAAUAUGUAUCAAAAAGAUCGUAAAGGAACUUCAACUAAAGAAGGUGCCGGUCGUGUUGCAUUAUGGAAACAUUUAGGACUAACACAUUGCUAUACAGUUGAAUGUAACUACAAUUCAGGUCCAUUACCAGGUCGUCUUUCAAGAUUUAUUGCUUCAGCGCAUCCUAAUGACAGUAAAUGUUUCACACCAAUAGGUGUAUUUUACGGUCCUCAUUGGUCUGAUAUGGUGAAUACAGCUAGUAGUCAAUCAUUUAACUUUAGUUUUAAUGCAUCCUCAAGUACAAGUCAUACUAGUCAUAGUGGAAAUCAAGCACUUAAUGGUAUACCACGUUAUACUCCAGCUCAUUAUGAAGACGUUGGUCGAGCAUUAAUGAUAACUAUAUUAGAUUUUAAUCAGAUCAAUCCAUGGCCAAAAAUUGCAAGUCUUGGUGGUUCAACAGCUGAGUCUAACGUUGGUAUUCCUACUUUGUGGUCAUCGCUACCAGAAUUUCUAAAUAUUAACACUUUGAGAGAAUGGGUACGGAAGUAUAUACGAGGGAUUGCACCGAACAACGUAAUGAAUAAACAACUGAUAACCCGAAACACAGAAUAUCUUAUAUCAAAAGUUGAUGAUAUAAACGAAUCACAAAUGGUUCAUAGAUCAUUAACGACUAACGAAAGUUCAAAAGAGUUAUUAAAUACUUCUUCUGUAUGUUCUGAGUUUACUCAAACUUCACUUGAUCAAAACGCAACGAACCUACUUACAGUACAAUCAGAUUAUAAAAAUCGUUCACACCAACUAAAUCCAAUUACCCAUAAUUUUAAAUGGAAUAAACAUCAAAAUGAGCAACCUCAUUAUGAAUCAGUGGAUUUAUCUAGUUUGAAUUCCGCUCCAUAUUCAUGUAUGUCAUCAACAUCAAACAGUAAUAAAACGGUAAUAGAUGAAAGUCAUCAAGAAAAUCAGAUCCCAUCAAAUUCGCAUUAUGAUUAUUUAGGGAUGAAUAGCGAUACAACUAGUAAAACAAUAGAUCAAAACAUUGAAAAUGAUAAAAAUCUGUUAAAGGAUAAUACUAGUAAUGAUAUAAAUGAUCAAUUAACUUGUCGUAAGAUUGAAAAUGAUAAAUUAUUGAAAAUUAUACCUGAAAAUCAUGAUAUAAUUAAUAAAAAUUGUAUAACAAAUAAAAAUAAAAUUCAUUUCUCACUUAAUGAUAAAUAUUUAUUGAAUAAAACAAUAAAUCAAGAAUUAAUUAAAACAACAGAAUAUAAUUCAUUAUUAUUAUUAACAAAAAAUAAAAAAUCUUUAUAUAAUAAUAAUAAUAAUCAAUCAUCAUCUAAUAUGAUCCUAAUUUCAUUGAAUAAAAUCAAUAAAUUUAAUCAUAAUAAUAAAUAUAAAUUAAUAGAUAAAAAUAAUAAAUCAAUUUUAAUAAAAAAUAAAUAUUUUAAAAAGUAUUCAAAUGAAAAAACUAAACACGUCAAUUCGAAGAAAUUUGGUCUAAAUGAACCACGACAAGGAUCUACAAAACAUUCUAAUCCUUCUUCAAAUAUGAAUAGCUCGAAUGUUAUUAAUACCAAGAACAAAUCAUUUUCAGCAAAAUGUCAACGACUUCAAAAGUCAAAAAAUGAUAAAGUAUUUAGUGGUAUUGUCAACAACACAGUCUGUCAUCAAAGAUCGCGCUCAUCUAGAUUGAAAUCAAUAAAAACACCCCAUUAUGAAAAUAAAUUACUAACUAAAGAUCAUGCUUGGAAAAGACAACAAUCAAACAUAACCUGCAUAAAUAAUGGUAAUGAAGCAAGCUGUCAUGUUUUAUCUGGUGGUAGUGAUUUAAAUGCUACCACCAAGAAUAAAGAAAAUAUUCUCAUUCCCUUGGUGAACCGAUCAAAUUCAUGGACAGAUUUAAGGAUGACCUUAAAAUCUGAAGAUUGUAUUAAAGAAAUUAAAGAAAUGUUUAAAUCAGUAACAUUGGACUGAUGGUAAGGAUUUUGCUGUUGUUCUCCUAACCAUUUAGGAAAUCCUUAACACACAAACUAAUUUAUGCAUUCGUUGUACGUUUCUUGUAUCUUUAAAACAUUCAAAAACAGAUUUAGUUGCCUUUCUAUAAUAUAAAGAAAUUAGUAGCGAAAAAUAGACAGCUUUCGUGUCAACUUCUCACAUGUAUAUAGUCUUCACAAUGUAUUUGACAGUAAUCUCUUUUUUAUUUUUAUUUUUUCAACUUGUUUUUCCUCUUUUUCUUUUCAUAUUUCUAUGCUACUGUGGUCAACAACAAACAUAAAAAUCAACCACAUUUCAUUAGAGCUUUUAUUGAAUUGGUUUUGUUUUUCCAGUAUGCUUAUAUGGUGUAUGGAUAAAAAUGAAUAAUGUUCAUAGUAGAUUA